UGGACCCCAUUGGAUCCUAUUGGACCCCAUUGGACCCCAUUGGACCCCAUUGGAUCCCAUUGGACCCCAUUGGAUCCUAUUGGACCCCAUUGGAUCCUAUUAGACCUCACUGGAUCCUAUUGGACCCCACUGGAUCCUACUGGACCCCAUUGGAUCCUACUGGACCCCAUUGGACCCUAUUGGAUCAUAACUGACCCCAUUGGAUCCCAUUGGACCCCAUUGGAUCCCAUUGGACCCCAUUGGAUCCUAUUGGACCUCACUGGAUCCUAUUGGACCCCACUGGAUCAUAACUGACCCCAUUGGAUCCUAUUGGAUCUUACUGGACCCCAUUGGACCCCACUGGAUCCUAAUAGACCCCACUGGACCCUAUUGGACCCCAUUGGAUCAUAACUGACCCCAUUGGACCCUAUUGGACCCUAUUGGAUCAUAACUGAUCCUAUUGGACCCCAUUGGACCCUAUUGGACCCUACUGGACCCCAUUGGACCCUAUUGGACCCCACUGGAUCCUAAUAGACCCCAUUGGAUCCUAAUUGGAUCAUAACUGACCCCAUUGGACCCUAUUGGACCCCAUUGGAUCCCACUGGACCCCAUUGGAUCCUAUUGGACCCCAUUGGAUCCUAAUAGGACCCCAUUGGACCCCAUUGGAUCCCAUUGGACCCCAUUGGAUCCUAGUGGACCCCACUGGAUCCUAAUAGACCCCAUUGGAUCCUAUUGGACCCCAUUGGAACCCAUUGGAUCAUAACUGACCCCACUAGAUCCUAUUAGACCCCAUUGGAUCCUAUUGGACCCCAUUGGAUCCUAUUGGACCCCAUUGGAUCAUAACUGACCCCAUUGGACCCCAUUGGAUCCCAUUGGACCCCAUUGGACCCUACUGGACCCCAUUGGAUCCUAUUGGACCCCAUUGGACCCCAAAGUUGUGGGGCGCCCCAUAGGAUCCCAUGAUGUUCACCGACCCCAUAAAACACCGCAGCGCUGCCCCACUGCUGCUGGGCUGCAUCAGUGUGCUCACAGCCCCCCGUCUCAUCUCCCCAUCGAUCCUUUGGGACCCCCCGGUCCUUUUGGUACGUUACGGUGGUUCCUUUAACAUCACGUGCCGGACUUCCUGUCCGAGCGCACCAACUUCCGCCGGAAUCGAAACUUCGUCACGUUACGAAGUGAGAACUUCCGGUUCCGCUUGGGAGCUGAUGGCGGAGUUACAGGAAGUGACGGAAUGGAGGAGCAGCGUGCAGUGCUACUUCCGGUGUGGGACCGGAAGGGAUUACGGCAAACAGGAAAUGACGGCGUACCGCCCACUGGACCCCCCUGUUGUCCCCCCCCUCCCCCCGCUCCGGUCGGGCCGACCCCACCCGGUGUCCUGCCAUGUCGGCUCCGUGUUCCCCAUCCACAACCUGACCCUGACCCUAUUCAUGGCCGACACCCCCGUCCAUACAACCGACUUCCGGGAUCGGGCCCAAUCGGAACCCGAGGACGCCAUGAUGACACAGGAAGUGACAGCGAGUUUGGAGGACCACGGCAAGAGCGUCGCCUGUCGGGCUGUGUUGGAUCUGAGGCCUCACGGGCCGCUCUAUGAGAGAGACUCUAUGGUGCAGCGCUUGGAGGUCUAUGACUUCCCAUAUCCCCCCACAUUGAGCUGGACCCCCCCAAUAACCCCAAAGAUCCCAAAUCACCUUCGCCUCGAAACGGGCCAAGAGCUGAACGUCACCUGCGCGACCCCAAAAGCUUUUCCUGCCCCAAACAUCACCCUAUGGACGGACGGGCUGACCCUAAAUGGCCGCUAUGGGGCCGACGGGAGCUAUGGGGUCACGGGGUUGUAUUGGGAUCGGCCUGGGGUGUAUAGGGUGACUUGUAGGGCGGCCGUGGGGCCGGAGGAGAAGAGAGAAGAGGUGCUGGUGCAUUGCAUGUGGAUGG
Molecule: messenger RNA, 1908 nt
Organism: Coturnix japonica (Japanese quail)
Lineage: Eukaryota; Metazoa; Chordata; Aves; Galliformes; Phasianidae
Source: RefSeq, a predicted model, not a curated record